This is a messenger RNA of Nasonia vitripennis (jewel wasp), 5391 nucleotides long. RefSeq names its product toll-like receptor 4 (gene Tl). The record is from RefSeq and is a predicted model, not a curated record. Gene Ontology annotation, cellular component: membrane. Gene Ontology annotation, molecular function: protein binding; transmembrane signaling receptor activity. Lineage: Eukaryota; Metazoa; Arthropoda; Insecta; Hymenoptera; Pteromalidae. The transcript is spliced from 6 exons. Bases 423 to 3578 code for a protein of 1051 amino acids. Gene Ontology annotation, biological process: immune response; toll-like receptor signaling pathway.
UACAGCGUCGCGGCGUUUUGCUUCUUUUCCCUGCAGCGACAGAGAUCCGCUUUGGAUUCUCGGAGCGCCUCAGUCAGUAGGCUGCGAGCCACGUCGCCGAUCGCUCGGCGAUUCGGCCGGCUCUUUUUUUUCUUCUCUAUCUCGCGUCUCUCUGUCUACUAUUCGUUUCCGGUGUACAGUGUGCCGGCAACACACGCGAACUCGCUAUUUAUAACGGUAAGUUUCGAUUUAGUUCGGAAGUCGUUAAGUAACGAUGAAAAAAAAACGCCGGUAUGCUAGCUCUCCCUCUAUAUGCUGUCUCGCGUUCGGCAUUUUGGCGCGAUUUGUGCGUGUGUGUGUGUUAUUGUCGUACAGUGCUGUUCUCUGGAUUCCUCCGGCGUAAUAUUGCGCUCUGCGCUACUGGACGACGCCGAUCGUAAUAAAUGACCCGAGGCUCCGCACUAUGCUCCACAAUGGUUCGGCUCAAGUGCAACUGCCCACCGGUCAUCGCCUGGCUUCUCGCCGUCGUGGUCAUCCUCUCGGCAGCAACUCCCAGCGUUGCGGACGUCUGCCACUCGGAUCGCUUGCUGAAAAACGCCGACUUCGAGGUGAGGUGUACCAACUCGCCGAACCUCCAGGUUCACAUCCUCUGCAAGACCAGCAACAGCAAUACCUGGUCGAACUUCCCUCGCGAACGGCUGAAUCUCGUCAAAGUCGAGUCGACGAUCUUCCGGAAGUGCAGCUUCGACUCGGACCUCAACCUCCUCGACAUCACCAGCAAGUUCCUCAACCUGCGCAGCAUCGACAGGCUCGUGUUCGAGCACUCGCUCGGUCCACCAGGUCGUGAGAAUCUACGUGGCUUCAACCUCCAGCGACUGCAAAUCGUCGACAAUGACUUCGUCGAGUUGCCUGCCGACAUGCUGCACGACGUCAAAGUCGACGAGCUCCGAGUCGAGCGCAUACCCUUGAGUAGCAUUCCCAGAGGCUUCUUCGGUAACUCCAGUGAGAUCAGCAGCAUCGACAUCGUCGGCACGAAACUGAAUCACAUCGAAAGCGACGCCUUCAGCUCGCUGAGCAAACUCAGGAAGCUGGCGCUGUACAACAACAGCAUCGAGACCAUCGCGCCGGACGCGUUCGACGAACUGGUCAAUCUGCGAUUCCUUGAUCUUGGCUUGAACAAGCUGCACAGCCUGCCCGGGGAUGUUCUGAAGAAGCUCACGAAGCUCGAGAUCGUCAACCUCAGUCAGAACGAGUUCGACGAGAUGCCUGGCGACUUGCUGCAGAUCGACAAGAGUCGGCUCCAAAAAUUUCGGCUGUCUCACAAUCGAGGAAAACUCAAGACCCUGCCUUCCGGAUUCUUUCGUGGACUCAGUGGGCUUAACGAGACCGAGCUGACCAGCAAUGGCUUCACAAGUCUGCCCGCUGAUCUGUUCAAUGACUCGAUUAACCUCACCUCGCUGAACAUGAGUAACAAUAGUUUGAUGAGUCUGCCGCCCAAUAUAUUCGACAACACGAAUCUCAGGCUGCUUGGACUAUCGCGCAACAAGCUGGAGACGUUGCCGCAAGAUAUCUUCAGCCACGGUAAUUUGCAGACACUCGAUAUGAACCACAAUCGACUGAGGAACUUGUCCAAAGACACUUUAGCCGAACUGGUGAAACUCGAGACGCUGCAAGUUUCACACAAUGAUUUGACGUACAUCGAUGGGGAUGCUUGCAAAAUCUUGAAAGAAUUGCGAAACGUGGAUCUGUCGUAUAAUCAGCUAACCCUUGAUCAUCCUAACAAUUCCAUGUCUAUCCUACUUGACUGUAAGAACAUCGUCGACGCUAACUUGUCUCACAACAAGAUCACUCGGAUUUUCGGCGACUGGUUGUAUAAAUCGCAAUUGAAGAACUUGAAUCUAGAGUACAACGACAUCCGCUACGUCUCGGUGUCAGAUCUGAGGAUACUACGCCCAGAUGCAGUGCUCAAUCUCAAAAAUAACAAGAUUACUACGGUCAAUCUAACGGGUCUCGUUGAAACGGUUGAGCAGUACAAUAAGCAUAAUAAGAAUAUUUUUAGAAAUGCCAAAGUUUAUCUAGAUCAUAAUCCCUUGCACUGUGACUGCCACCUGCUUCAGCUCUUUGAAUACUACAAUCGAACAAUGAAUAACGAAAUCUACUCUUACGUAAAACUAGAGCCCAGAGAUCUGAAAUGCCAAUCACCUGUACAGUUUACCAAUAUUUCCAUUACCACUAUCGGUCUGGAUAAUCUCAAUUGUCCGGUCAAAACGAACGUGACAACCGACGCCUGCAAUAACACCUGCACCUGCUGGGACUAUCCAGGCAAGAAGGUCCUGGCAGUUGAUUGCUCUUAUCGCAAUCUUACCAGUGUACCCAAGGAUGUCGGCAAUCCGAACAACCGAUCGAUUGAACUCGAUCUUUCUGGAAACAAGCUGCUUAAGACCCCAGCGAUGAACAUCUCCUACCUGCUCAACGUGACCGUUCUAAAUCUCUCGAGUAACAACAUCUCCACGGUAUCCCUGAGCGUCUUUUCUAGCAAUUUGCAAAAACUCAUGCUGCACAACAACAGCAUCUCACGACUUGAUAAUAGUGUCGUUGAAUACCUAUCCGACUACAGCACGUUGAGCAAGUUGACCCUCUACCAGAAUCGUUGGAUCUGCGAUUGCGAAGCUCGCAACUUUCUUAUCGUCGUUCAAAAGAAGCUGUCGCAGAAGCAGUCGCAAACAUUACAUACCAUCGAUCUCCAAGAGGACACAUGCAGCGGCACUAAUCGUCUUUUCUCGAGCAUGACCGUCAACGAGCUUUGCGAAGGCGCCAUCGCCAUUAUCGUCGUAAGCUGUUUGCUCAUCGCGCUCUUCGGUGUGAUACUGGGACUCCUGGCAGCAUUGUACUACAGGUAUCAAAAGGAAAUCAAGGUUUGGCUGUACUCGAAGCAGUGGUGUCUGUGGUUCGUUACCGAGGACGAACUUGACAAAGACAAAAUGUAUGAUGCAUUUAUAAGCUUUUCACAUAAAGACGAGGACUUUGUGGAAAAAGAGAUCGUGGCUAAACUGGAAGAUGGACCUAAGCCUUAUAAGCUCUGUUUGCAUUACCGCGACUGGCUAGCUGGUGAAUGGAUACCAGCCCAAAUAGCCCGAUCUGUUGAUGAAUCGAGAAGAACGAUAGUUGUACUGUCUCCUAACUUUAUUGAAAGUAUUUGGGGACGAAUGGAAUUCCGAACUGCGCAUAGCCAGGCGCUGAGUGAGGGCAGAGCCCGCGUUAUAGUGAUCCUGUAUGGCGACAUAGGCAACACAGAAGACCUGGAUCCCGAAUUGAAGGCUUACCUCAGCAUGAACACGUACGUCAAGUGGGGUGACCCAUGGUUCUGGGACAAACUCAGAUAUGCUCUACCACACAGGUAUGAGCCAUCAAAGCGUAGGACACGAACUGCCCGCAUAAUUGAAAAUCAUCUGGCACAGCUGCCUGUAAAUAAUCACAAUGAUCACGUCGGAAACAAGUCCGAAAUCAUUCCUAUGCCCAAAAUUAGCACCAGCUCUAACGAUUCAGCUAAGCUGCUUGACUCGGCUGCCGAAGACGACCGAAUCGUUCAAAACUGUUAGCAUUCGCUUAUUAUCUAACUACGCAUUUUCGUCAAGAUACUUUGUGUUAUAUGAACUAAGGCAUAGAAAACGUACAAAAGUGUAUGUAGAUUUGUGACAUCGUGAGCGCACAUUAACUCUAUGUUAAACGCGUAUAAAAUAUAGCGUGAUAGUGCUAUAGUUUUUAGUGCUCUGAUAAAAGUGAUUUUGGUUUUACGAAAUCAUAUUUGUUUUAACUGUGCAGAAUAUCGAUUGAAAAUCUAUUUAUUUUUCAUUAAUUGAAAAGCUAAACAAUAUCCUAAAAUAUUAUCGAUUUAUUCUGAGUAAGCUCGUUAGAUUUGCUAUGAUAUGCUGUUUAAGUAUCUCUGUACCUAUUCUGUUAAAAACACAAAUAUCUUCAAUCGUUGUUGAAUCCUAAAUUAUCGUUUACAGUGAAUAUAAAGCCUUGCUGUAAAAAUGCAGUUUGAUUUAUUAUUAUAUAAUCAAGUAUCAGAGUAUGCUAAAUAUUAAAUACCACCUUGUGUUGCUCCAAAUUUGUUGAAAAUGACUCAUCUAGAAAAACAUUUAAAAAAUGAUGAACAAACAAUUUUGUACAAUGCUUUUGCUAUAAGUAAAUCAUUGUACGCUGAGUUUAUUGAAAGACUUAAGUUCAAAAAGACUAAUAAAAUAUUUGUAUAAGGAACAUUGAAUCCUAGAUGCGGUUAAUGCGGUAUUCAAGUGCUAAAAUUAUUUGAAAUUUGAAAAAUUAAAUUGAAUACAUUUUUUACAAAUAUUUUACUAGUUUUUUUUUUUUAAUCAACGUAUUCGUGUAAAUCUUUAAGAUUUAGGUGUUAGUAGUAAUAACGAUAUUAAUGACUGACAGUAAUCCCUCUAAUGAUGUCAAAAUAUGAAUAUUUUAGCAAUGAUUUUGCUUUUCGACAUUAUUAGAACCGAAAACAGUUGUUGUAAGAUAAAAUGUUUGUAACAUAUGCACGAUUUCGGCGUUUUAAGGCACAAAAAUCGCAGUAUAUCCCAAAGGCUAAGUGGGCUUUUUGACCUUGUGUGGUUGUGAUACUCGUCUUUGGCUCGUGCUAGCUAGCCUCAACUUGUAAUGCAAUCUCCACACUCGAUAAAAAAAAGAAAAAGAAACACUUUUCGCCUUUGGUACACAAUAUACUAUUUAAUUGAUUGUAUAUCAUUUUAAUUUAUCACUGAAUCUUAAACAUAUUCAUUAAGCUGUAACAAAAGUCACACUAUCCUUAUUUUUCUGGCAACUAAAUUAAAUUACGUCUCGACUUAAUAUCUGCUAUAUAGAUGAUUCAAUUUAAACCUAUAAUAUGUUCUAUUGCCGCUAUUAUUUAAACAUAUUAAAAGUAGAAUCUAUAGACUUAUAGUUUAAUAAGCCUAAAGAAAAUAUCGAUAACUGAAAUGACAUUUCUGGUCUUAACAAACACCAGUGUAAUUAUUUCACUUACAAGAUUAUUUUUACUUUGUAAGAUUUCUUGUAUAUACUUUUGUUGUACAUACAUCGUGUCUUCGAUUAAAAACGUUAGUAACUGUUGUAGAAAUUAAAAUUUAUAUUAUAAAUACAUUUUUGUAAGUCGUAAAACAACUUACAAAAAUGUAUUUAUAAUAUAACACAACUAAACAACAAGCGUAAUAAAUUACAGAUGUAAAACUGUUUAAUUGUUCAAUUAUCUUGUAAUUUUGUAUACUCAUUAGCUGUAAUUUUUUAAUUUAUAUUUUUGUAAGAGAUUGUCAAGAGAUCGUAAAAAUCGACCAAGGAAAAAAUAUAUCUAAUCGACUUUUUUAUGUAAAUACGUAUUACAUUAAGAAUAAACUAUAAAUGAAAAUA